Molecule: messenger RNA, 422 nt
Organism: Myotis lucifugus (little brown bat)
Lineage: Eukaryota; Metazoa; Chordata; Mammalia; Chiroptera; Vespertilionidae
Product: ectonucleoside triphosphate diphosphohydrolase 6-like
Exons: 5
Biological process (GO): nucleoside diphosphate catabolic process
Cellular component (GO): membrane; Golgi apparatus
Molecular function (GO): GDP phosphatase activity; UDP phosphatase activity
Source: RefSeq, a predicted model, not a curated record
AGACUCCCACCUUGACCCAUGAAACCUUCAAAGCACUGCAGCCAGGUCUUUCUGCUUAUGCUGACGACGUUGAAAAGAGCACUCCGGGUAUUCAGGAAUUGCUGGAUGUUGCUAAACAAGAAAUUCCUUUUGACUUCUGGAAGGCCACCCCAUUGGUGCUCAAGGCUACCGCUGGCUUACGUCUGCUACCAGGAGAAAAGGCUCAGAAUUUACUACAAAAGGUGAAGGAAGUGUUUAAGGCGUCACCUUUCCUUGUAGGGGACGACUGCGUGUCCAUCAUGAACGGAACCGAUGAAGGCAUUUCAGCCUGGAUCACCGUCAACUUCCUAACAGGCAGUUUGAAAUCCCCAGGAAGCAACAGUGUGGGCAUGCUGGAUUUGGGCGGAGGGUCCACGCAGAUCACCUUCCUUCCGAGAGUUGAG